UAAACAUGCCUUUCUUGUUCCAUUGGAGAGUGUGAGUGCUACACGUUUUCAAAGGGCCAAAUGGAAGCUGGGAAGCCCCAUGCUGUCUGUAUUCCUCUACCAGCUCAAGGCCACAUUAACCCUAUGUUAUUACUUGCCAAACUCCUCCACUUCCAUGGCUUCCAUAUCACUUUCAUCCAUACCGAGUUCAACUACCAUCGCUUGAUUCAGUCGAGAGGACUCGACUCGCUCAGGGGCUCACCCCAUUUCCGGUUCGAAACGAUAACCGAUGGUUUGCCAUCGACCAACAUGCGGGGGAUACAAGAUUUACCCGACUUGUGCUUGGCGUUGACGGUUCAUGGGUUACGUUCGUUUCGAGAGCUCAUAAUGAAACUUAAUGCUAGGUCAGAUGUCCCUCCGGUUACUAGAAUAAUAUCGGAUGGGGUGAUGAGCUUCACCUUGGAAGUUGCUGAGGCAUUUGGCAUCCCUGAGAUGGUUCUUUUCACUCCUAGUGCUUGUGGCAUGUUGGGUUACCUUCACUUUGAAGACCUUAAGGAACGUGGGUACUUCCCAUUGAAAGAUGAGAGUGAGUUGAAUAAUGGAUAUCUUGAGACGGAGAUUGAUUGGGUACCAGCAAUGAAAGGGGUUAGGUUAAAAGAUAUCCCCACUUUCAUUCGAACCACCAACCCUGAUGAUAUCAUGUUCAAUUACAACUUGCAAUCCGUCAACAAUGCCAGGAAAGCUGCUGCUGUGAUCCUCAACACCUUUGAUGAUUUUGAACAUCAUGUUUUGGACGCCAUUAAAACCAAGUUACCCAAGCUCUACACUGUUGGUCCUUUAUCAAUGCUUCAACGCCGGCUUUGUCCCACAAAUUUGGACUCCAUUGGAUCGAAUUUGUGGAAAGAAGACACCCAAUGCUUGGGUUGGUUGGACAGAUGGAAACCCAAGUCAGUUGUGUAUGUAAAUUAUGGGAGCUUGAUAACAGUGACGCCUCAACAUUUGCGUGAGUUUGCAUGGGGACUUGCGGACACCAACUACCGGUUCUUGUGGGUUAUUAGGCCGGACAUUGUCGAUGGCGGUGGAGAAAGAAUAUUAUCCAAGGAAUUCACGGCGGCGAUAAGCGGCAGGGGUCUGCUUGUGGGGUGGUGCCCACAAGAGAGGGUAUUGAGCCACCCUUCAGUGGGAGUGUUUUUAACGCAUUGCGGGUGGAAUUCCACCAUGGAAAGUGUUAGUGAAGGGGUGCCAUUGAUUUGUUGGCCAUUUUUUGCAGAGCAACAGAUGAAUUGUUUCUACUCGUGCACCAAGUGGGGCAUUGGGAUGGAGAUUGACAGUGAUAUCAAAAGGGAGAAAGUUGAAAGUCUUGUGAGGGAGUUGAUGGAAGGGAUGAAGGGGCAAGGUUUAAGGCAAAACGCCAUAGAUUGGAAGAAGAGAGCUGAAAUAGCUACAAGCCCUGAUGGCUCUUCUUACAUUAAUUUUAAUAAGAUGGUUAUACAGUUGAAACAAGGGAUGCCAAAUGCUUGAACUGUAUCAACUUCCAAGUUUCUGCUAUGGAGAUUUGCUUUUUUGUGUUAUUAAAUCGGAUAAAAGUUCACAUUA
This is a messenger RNA of Gossypium raimondii (Peruvian cotton), 1575 nucleotides long. Its product is annotated as 7-deoxyloganetin glucosyltransferase-like. The transcript has 2 exons. The coding region runs from base 61 to 1500 and encodes 479 amino acids. The record is from RefSeq and is a predicted model, not a curated record. Gene Ontology annotation, molecular function: UDP-glycosyltransferase activity. Lineage: Eukaryota; Viridiplantae; Streptophyta; Magnoliopsida; Malvales; Malvaceae.